GCGUCCGUCGCCGUCUUUUUUUCCCUUUUCCGUUUCCAUUUUCAUCCGUAUCAAUCAGCGGCGGCAGAGCGGCAGCGCAUCGUUGUUGUUUGUCAGUUUGACAGCAGCGGCAGCGCAGCAGCAGCGCAGCGGCAGCGGCCGAGGUAGUGACGAAAGAACCCGGCCAGCAGAAUUCAUUCGCCUUCGCACGCUCAUUCGCAUUUGGACAUUCACUCGAGUAACGCCGGAAUCCGGAUGAAAGACCAGACACACGCACAUCGCGAAACGCGUGUUCCGCCAGAAUAUUGAGAUAUUAAGAUACUGAAAUACUUAGUGUGAUACGAGUUGAUAGAGGAGACGAGUAUUUUCCGAGGAGCAGCCGCCAUCAUAUCUAGUCACAAGGAAAAUCCAAGAAAACUCUCGAACGAAAAUGCUCGAUCAAGACUGAAUAAAAAAAAACACACGCACGAGUAACAACUAAAGCCCCACAAAUGGUUCAACAAAGUAUACGUAAAACAACCACAAAUUAAAGAUAUACCACAACAAAUAUAUUUAUUAACUAAAAUUAAAGAUAAAGAUAAACUAUUACGAAUAUUUAUAUUAAACGGUAUUUUGCUCACCAAAAUUACACUUACAUACAUUAUGUAAACCAGUUACUUAAAUCAACAAACCUAAACGAAGUAUACGAUUCAAUGCAAUUAUUAAAUUAAAUUUAAACCCCACACAACACACAAGUUACAAAAUACGAAAUACAAACGCCUCGAAACAAAAACAAAACAAAUAUUUAACGUCAUUUUUGUCUGCCAUAUGAAAAUUUAUAAAUUUAAACUAAACACAAAUUAAACAAAGUUAUACGCUACGACAACAAAAAUUCUAUACGACAACGUACCAAGUGCAAAACAAAGUAAAAACCAAACAAACAAAUUUUAUGAAUAUUGUGUCAAACUAAAGUUAAGUUCCAAAAUUAAAACGCCAGCAAACCUUGUAGGUUGCUAAAAAACAAACCCAAAACCAACCAAGUUCCCGCAAAUCGUCAAAAUUCAGCAAAAUUUAAAUAUGUUGCACGAGGCUCUGAUGCUCGAGAUCUACAGACAGGCGCUAAAUGCCGGAGCCCUGCCCACAGCUCGUCCCCGUUCCACGGAGUCGGCGAAUUCCAGCGAGCGGUGUCCUUCGCACGACUCCAACUCGUCGGACAACGGCGGUGGUGGUGGCGGCGGCGGCAGCGGCGGAGGGGGUCAUCGGAUGGACGCCGCAGCCCUGUCCGCCGGAGUGAUGCCCGGCGUGGUGCCCAGCAACCUGCACUCGACAUUCCCGGCGGUGCCGCAGUCCCUGCCCGCCCAGCCGCCCUCGAUGGAGGCGUACCUGCACAUGGUGGCCGCGGCCGCCCAGCAGUACGGAUUCCCCUUGGCCGCAGCCGCAGCGGCGGGGGCGGGGCCACGCCUGCCACUCCCACUGGCGAACGAGGCGGCGGCUCCGUUCAAACUGCCCCCGCAGGCAUCGCCCACCGCAUCGAGCAACAACUCGGAGGCCCUGGACUUCCGCACCAAUCUCUACGGGCGCGCGGAGUCGGCCGAGCCUCCGGCCUCCGAGGGCGAGGAGGAGGAGUUUGACGAUGGGGCCAACAAUCCGCUCGAUCUCUCUGUGGGCACCCGGAAGCGGGGCCACGAAUCGGAGCCACAACUGGGCCACAUCCAGGUGAAGAAGAUGUUCAAGUCGGACAGCCCGCCCGCGAAUCCCGUGGCCUCGCCCUCGGCCAGCCAGCUUUUGCCGGGAGUCAAUCCAUAUCUGGCGGCCGUGGCGGCUGCCAAUAUCUUCCGAGCCGGACAGUUUCCCGACUGGAAUGGCAAGAACGACUUGGUGGUGGAUCCGCUCGAGAAGAUGUCCGAUAUUGUGAAGGGCGGAGGAAGUGGAAUGGGCAGCAAGGAGAAGAAGGCCACGCCGCCGCAGGCAGCAGCUCAGCCGCCCAAGAGUCCGGUGCAACCGCCGUCGAACCAGAGUUCCGAAACCGGGGGAGGAGGAUCGGGAUCCGGAUCAGCUGGCGGUGGAGUGACCAAGGCCAGGCACAACAUCUGGCAGUCGCACUGGCAGAACAAGGGGGUGGCCAGCUCGGUCUUCAGGUGUGUGUGGUGCAAGCAGAGUUUCCCCACUUUGGAGGCCCUCACCACCCACAUGAAGGACAGCAAGCAUUGCGGCGUUAAUGUGCCGCCCUUUGGCAAUCUGCCGAGCAACAAUCCCCAGCCGCAGCACCACCACCAGCACCCGGCUCCCCCACCACCGCCGCAGAACCAUAACCUGCGAAAGCACAGCUCGGGAAGCGGCUCGAAUCACUCGCCCUCGGCGAACGUGAAGAACGCCUUCCAGUAUCGCGGAGAUCCGCCCACGCCGCUGCCCCGCAAGUUGGUCCGAGGCCAGAAUGUCUGGCUGGGCAAGGGCGUGGAGCAGGCCAUGCAGAUCCUCAAGUGCAUGCGCUGCGGCGAGAGCUUCCGCUCGCUGGGCGAGAUGACCAAGCACAUGCAGGAGACGCAGCACUACACGAACAUCCUGUCGCAGGAGCAGAGCAUCUCCAUCAAAUCGGCGAAUGCCAAUGCGAACUCGGAUGCCAAGGAGAGCCACAACAGCCUGAGCUCCGAGGAGAGUCGCACCCUCAGCGCAGUGCUCACCUGCAAGGUGUGCGACAAGGCCUUCAGUUCGCUGGGGGAUCUGAGCAACCACAUGGCCAAGAACAACCACUACGCGGAGCCGCUUCUCCAAUCGGCGGGUGCCCGAAAGCGACCGGCUCCGAAGAAGCGCGAGAAAUCGCUGCCAGUGAGGAAACUGCUGGAGAUGAAGGGUGGAGCGGGUGGAAACCAGGACGAUCUGGCGAACGAAAAGUCUGCGGUGCAAGGAAAACCCGGUUUGGGACCUGGUGGAGGUGAUAAAAACGAUGCCGCUCUCUUUGCCGAGCGCAUGCGGCAGUAUAUUACGGGGGUGAAGUCGCCCGAAGAAAUGGCCAAAGUGGCUGCUGCUCAACUGCUGGCCAAAAACAAAUCCCCCGAGCUGGUGGAGCAGAAGAAUGGCAGUGCCAAGGCUCCCGGGGCCUCCUCCGUGCUGAGCGCCAUCGAGCAGAUGUUCACCACCAGCUUCGAUACGCCACCCAGACACGCCAGCCUCCCAGCCAGCAGUCCCUCCAACUCCUCCACCAAAAACACCUCGCCCGUGGCCUCCAGCAUACUGAAGCGACUUGGAAUCGACGAGACGGUGGACUACAACAAGCCGUUGAUCGAUACGAAUGAUCCGUACUAUCAGCACUACAGGUACACCAGUAGCGAAAGGAGCGGAAGCGAGUGCAGUGCGGAGGCCAGGCCGAGAUUGGAUGCCCCGACGCCCGAGAAGCAGCAGCAGCCAGCAGGUCACGAGGAGGAGCCUUCCAAGCCGGCCAUCAAGCAGGAGCUGGAAUCGGAGCCCAUUAAAAUGGAGAUUAAGUCUGAGCUUGCCGAUGAGCAAAAUGAAGGCGAGGAGUCCUCAAAAAUGGAGGCCACUCUGGUCAAUGGCAGUGCCACAAAUAAUAAUAAUAACAAUAAUGUGGAGAGGAGCUCCCCGAAGACACCGUCAUCGGCAGCCAGUCCCCAGACCCGGCUGCUACCGCCCCGCAGUCCCGCCGAGAGUCAGAGAUCAGCCACACCAAAGUCACCAGCCUCCAGCCACAAGUCCUACGACGGCAGUUCGGAGGGCAACAAGAAGUAUCCCAGCGACUCGCUGAACGCCCUGUCCUCAAUGUUCGAUUCCCUGGGCAGCAGCGGAGCAGGAGCCGCCAAUACGAGGGCCAAACUGGCGGCUGCAGCUGCCGCCGGAGGAUCGGAAUCGCCGGAGAACCUCAGCUCGGGCGGAAAUUCGCUGGCGGCCCUGCGACAAUUCUGCGUGAAGAAGGAGAAGACCGCCUAAGUCCGCGAGCCGCGACGAAAAGCGAAACCGAAUCGUUUGCCUUGUUUUCGUUGUUUCGAGCAAAACGCAUUUUCAACCUUUUUUUUGGUUUGCCAGC
Messenger RNA from Drosophila takahashii, 3997 nucleotides. RefSeq names its product teashirt (gene tsh). Gene Ontology annotation, biological process: regulation of transcription by RNA polymerase II. NCBI's taxonomy places the organism in Eukaryota, Metazoa, Arthropoda, Insecta, Diptera, Drosophilidae. The record is from RefSeq and is a predicted model, not a curated record. Gene Ontology annotation, molecular function: DNA-binding transcription factor activity, RNA polymerase II-specific; DNA binding. Gene Ontology annotation, cellular component: nucleus.